Megachile rotundata (alfalfa leafcutting bee) is the source of this 1924-nucleotide messenger RNA. It is a transcript of the gene myd, whose product is annotated as stromal cell derived factor mayday. Gene Ontology annotation, molecular function: calcium ion binding. The record is from RefSeq and is a predicted model, not a curated record. Lineage: Eukaryota; Metazoa; Arthropoda; Insecta; Hymenoptera; Megachilidae. Gene Ontology annotation, biological process: calcium-ion regulated exocytosis. Gene Ontology annotation, cellular component: endoplasmic reticulum.
GUGUAGGAGAUUACUCUGAUUGCUGGAAGGUUGAUUAAGAAAUCAACGUAUGGAGAAAAUUGGAGUUCUGAGGCUGCACUGUGAUCCAGCUAUAUUUGAGGAUUGCUUUGCUUAGCUGGUCAACAUGUAUCUUUCUUACUUUAUUCAUAAGAUCACCUGCAAGUCUGAUUUGCGGUGUUUCCGUUUUCUUCGCUGGACUAUCUUGGUGCCCCUCAUUAUCUACCUGUUCCUCCUCUUCGUCAAGUACAACAGGAACGUGCCCCUCAAGAGUCUGGUCUCUUCCGCGGAGAAGAAGGACGAGGACGGUUCCAUGAUCGAGGAUCUGUUUGUAGAACUCGAGGUAGUCACUGCCUCACGUGACAAGGAUUUAGAACGCCGACGGGAGGUCGAUCGAGGCAUAAAAGAAGUGGAAGAGGCGGAGAACAGAGAAAAUCCAAAGAGCCUACUUGAAGAUAUAUUUCAGAGGGCUGACACUGAUCAGGAUCAGCUGUUAGACAUCCAGGAAUUGGCGAGAUGGAUUCACAUGAAAAUCACAGAACAUAUAAGUUGUGCUAUGAGGGAGAAUGUUGGGUUGUUCACUGCUAUUGAUAAUAAUCCACGAAAUGGUGAAGUCUCGUGGGAAGAAUAUCACGCAUACUUUCUCAGAUCCCACGGAUUUCCCGAGAGUUAUGUGAGCUCUCAUGACAAGAAGCACAGCGACAUGUCACGAACUUUGAAAGAAAAUAUCAUGAGAGAUAGAGCAAGGUGGGCGGAAGCAGCGAGAAACGAUCCGGAGAGACUGGCACUGGACGAGUUCCUGGCUUUCACCCAUCCCGAGAGCAGUCACAGAGCUCUCCUUCAAAUGGUUGAGGACCUGUUCGAGAAAUUUGACCGUGAUGGAGAUGAGCAGCUGACAGAAGACGAGUUCUCCGACUUGCCUUCAGAAGGAAUGGGUUUAGAUUUAAAGGAAGACAAACACGAAGCAGUGGGUGGAAGCGAAGACAGGCGGAAAGAGUUCCGACAUCUUAUCGAUAAGAAUAAAAAUGGGAAAGCUGACAGGGCAGAACUCUUAAUGUACAUAGAUCCAAGGAACCCGAGACACGCUAUACAAGAAGCUCAGCACUUGAUAAGCCUAUCGGACACAAACUUGGAUGGGAAAUUAAACCUGUCCGAGAUCCUAAGCAAGAUGGACUUAUUUUUAGGCAGUAAAAUGGUGGACACAGAGAAAAGUUUUCACGACGAGUUUUGAACGAGUGUCAAAGAAAGACUAUUUUAAAGUAGAAACAAACAAGUCUGAUCUUCAUCUACUUUCAUAGAUGAAGCUGAAAUUUCGUUGUCCUUAGAACUAAGCACAGUUUUAAUAACAGUAAUAAUAUUUGUUGUAUAAUUUACCAAUGAGACUGUUGGUACAGAUACUGCUUUGAGGCUCUUAAGCAGAAAGUUAAGAAUUAUUUCUUAAAUUAUUUUCUACACUUUUAGAGACUAUUUGUAAUGAACUUUGUACAAUGUUUCUUAAGAAAGAGAUUUUAAUGCAAUAUUACUUCAAGGUAUUAAUUAUAUUGCACAUUCUACUAUUUUAGUUUAAGAAAAAAAUGCAGUAUUAGUUUAAUCACUGUUUGAUAAAAUUUGUAUGAGCUUUUGAAACAUAUCUGUGAUAGCUUUUACAAUAUGAAUUGUUUUGUUGAUUAGUAUGAUUCAAUUAUUGGUAAAUUAUUUGGUUGAGAGUAAGUUAAGUUCCUCCGACACUAUACGUAAUCGUUAUCUGCUCUAAUUAAUAUAUUUAAGAAUUAUUUAUAUAAAUGUAUUUAUCUUUGUUACUGUUAAGAGUACAACGUUUUAUGUUGAUUUAUAAUAGUUCUAAAGAACAACACGAUGGAUGUUCCUUUGUGCAACAAAGCUUUAUACCAUGUAAAAUACGUUUUUUCUACAAUUAAUCAUGGCAAUA